CAUCACGGUACCCCUAACUCAUCUUCUGCCACGUCAUCUUCUAGGUGAGAUAUAGUCUUUGUCAAAACAUCACCAUUUGUCACGCUCUUCGUACCUGUUGCUGACGCCCAGAAACAACUGAGAAACCCAUAACUUUAUUGAAUGCAAAGAUUGUAUCUUUGCCACUUUUCUUUUGAAACAAACCGUAACAGCAUAUGCUCCCACAUCAGCCAUGAAUCUUGAGUCGAUUCUACUUCUCAGAGCUUCUUCUUCCUCUCUAAAAAUGAAGAUUUUAUAGCAAAUUCAAGAAUACACUGUUCAACUUUGGGGUUUUAUUUUCAUUCUUUUGACAAGUUAGGUGGCUUUUUUUUUUUUUUUUUCUUGGGGAUUUAUAGCAAAUGGGUUGGAGAUAUCAAGCUGGGUUGGGUUUGAUUGGCACAGUUGUACUCAUAUGGGUUGCUUCUGCAGAGGUCACUCAGAACAUCUUUGAAAAGUAUAAACAACCAUUUGCACUCACAUACUUUGGGGUGUCUCUGAUGGUUGUUUAUCUGCCCAUAGCACUAGUAAAAGACUGGUUCUUUGGAUUAGUCCGCACCUAUUUGUUCAAGAACAAAUAUAGUGCCAGCUCAGAUGGUACUGGGCUUGAUAUCCCACUCAGAAUCAAUGAUAUGCAACAGGCCCCAGAAAAUGACAUGAGGAGCAGCCUGGUAACUGACAAAGAUCUAAGUGAAAGGGAGGAAGGGUGGCCUGUGAUUGUCAAGGAGGAAGAAGACGUAUCUUCUUUGCUGGAACACCACUGCGAACUUAGUUCAUGGGAAGUUGCCAAGUGUAGUUUAUAUCUUGCUCCAGUCUGGUUCAUAACAGAGUAUCUAUCAAACUCAGCUUUAGCAAAUACGAGCGUUGCAAGCACAACUGUCUUAACUUCUACUUCGGCACUCUUUACUCUUUUCUUUGGAGCUCUUCUUGGCCAGGACUCUAUAAAUGCUGCCAAGUUGGCUGCUGUUUUCAUCAGCAUGGCAGGUGUUGCCAUGACCACAGUUGGCAAAACUUGGGCAGCAGACGAAAUGCUUAGCAUCUCUGAGACAAGGAGGCAUUCCAUCACCGGGGACAUAUUCGGUCUUUUCUCAGCAAUAUCUUACGGGUUGUUUACAGUGCUGCUGAAGAAAUGUGCUGGAUCAGAAGGAGAGAAAGCUGAUGUGCAAAAAUUCUUUGGUUACAUUGGUCUCUUCACCCUUCUUGGGCUUUGGUGGCUUUUGUUUCCACUGCAGGCUGCAGGGAUCGAACCACAGUUCACGUUUCCAGAUUCCACUUUUGUUGGUGAAGAAGUUCUAUUAAAUAGCUUUGUGGGGAGUGUUCUAUCGGAUUACUUUUGGGCACUUUCUGUGGUUUGGACUACUCCAUUGGUUGCAACAUUAGGUAUGUCCUUAACAAUACCUCUCGCAAUGGUAGCAGACAUGGUUAUACAUGGCCGUCACUACUCGGCAAUCUACAUCUUAGGGUGCACUCAGGUUUUUGCAGGUUUUAUUAUAGCCAACAUUUCAGACAAAUUCUCAAUGAAGAGGGAGUUAUAGCACAGCCAUGUACUCAAAGGACAACGCAUAUUCUUGUAAAUAAGGAAAGGACAGGACAGUACACACGAAAUGUUGAGGAAUGUUGAAAGAGGAAUAGUUGUAUGCUUGUUAUGAUCUGCAGAAUUUUCUAGACUAUCCCUUGUAAUUGCUUUGCUAAUGCAAUUUUUUUGUAUGACAAUCUUAAUUGAACUUUUUAAUCAGUGAUGGUAGGUUUUCUCA
Messenger RNA from Ricinus communis (castor bean), 1769 nucleotides. Its product is annotated as thiamine-repressible mitochondrial transport protein THI74. Bases 378 to 1550 code for a protein of 390 amino acids. The transcript is spliced from 8 exons. Gene Ontology annotation, cellular component: membrane. Gene Ontology annotation, biological process: regulation of peptide transport. The record is from RefSeq and is a predicted model, not a curated record. Lineage: Eukaryota; Viridiplantae; Streptophyta; Magnoliopsida; Malpighiales; Euphorbiaceae.